Cutaneotrichosporon cavernicola is the source of this 2259-nucleotide messenger RNA. RefSeq lists its product as uncharacterized. Bases 1 to 2259 code for a protein of 752 amino acids. The record is from RefSeq and is a predicted model, not a curated record. The transcript has 4 exons. NCBI's taxonomy places the organism in Eukaryota, Fungi, Basidiomycota, Tremellomycetes, Trichosporonales, Trichosporonaceae.
AUGCCACCUAGAUCAACUAGCAAACUGCAGAACGGGGAUUUCCUGGGCCCAUACACAAACCAGCCUCCAUACACAAACCAGCAGUCUUACCCAUGCCCCCAGCUCGUCUUCCCUCACCCACGCGAGCCCCAGAUUUCCUCCAUCCGCAAUACUGGCCCCUCCCGAGGCACAAGUUGCGUGUACACACACACGCAGGGAGCUCAUCCUCUUCCUCCAAACACUCUCCCGCUGCUUGGGGUCACCGACGCAAACCCGCCUCCCGUCGCCAGCCGCCCCCUCCACCCGGCACAUGCUUUCCCCCCGCCUAUUGACACCACUCAGCGGGCACCAAUGCCAGGCAGCAGCCCGCGUGGUCUGGCUCAAGCGCCGCCGCAGGUCACGCAGUACGCACAGGCGCAGCCGGCCAGACUGGAGGAUGUGCGCCAGGCGCUGGAAGAGACUGAGAGGCGCAUCCGGACGGCCAACAAGCGGAUCGUCGAAAUUUUGGACAGGAUUUUCCAAACACGGAUGAAGCUCAAGGUGUCCACGAGCGCAGAGGAGAAGAAUGCCAAGCUCGAAUACCACCAGAGGCUUGUCAUGGAAUUCGACCUCUGGGUAAGCGACUUUAAGGCUCAGGGACACAAUUGGUACCAGACUCGUAUCAAAAUCCUUCCGUACGGCCCCGAAGCUCCACCGGUUCCCACCGUGUACGAUCAUCUGGGAGAGAUCUGGUGGGCCCCAGAAUGGCAGGACGAGACGCACCUUGAGGGGCUAGUGGUAUUGGAGCUCAAGGAGAUUCUUGGCAACCGAUACCUGACCAAGAGCGGCAGCAAGGCGAACCUCACGCUCCGCUUGGCAGACUGGGCACGGAAGAAGAUCAUCGAGUGGCGACAGGCGAUGCUUCCGCCACAUUAUGACCCGGCCGACGACAGCCGCUGCAAGGAGCUGGCCACGAUGACGCUGGCGAAGCAGUUGAGGGGUCAAGCUAUCGCUGGCCCUCGGCCUGCUCCUACCGGUCCUGCUCCCGUUCCAGUACAGGGUCCCAGCUCGCAGACGAUGCAUACGGCAGGCUCGGCGCCCGGCCGUGUUCACGACUCGCAGCCGAUGCUGAUUUCGGCGUCGGAGCCGGGCCGUGGCCCCGGCCUCUUCGACGAGGUCAAGAUCGUUGUGGGGCCCACGUGUGGGCCGAGGAAGGCGGCGAACGGCACGGUGACGGGAGGCUCAACCUUGGCGUCGACAGCGGGGCACAUUCCCUCGCAGCAGGGCGCCCGUCUCGCUGGCAGCCCUGGCUCGCUCAUGACUCGCGGCCCGAGCGCCGUCUCCUUGGUAGCAGGGACAUUCCAUUUCCCAGCGUCCGCAAGCACCACGCCCAACGGUACUGUCUGUGGCUUGACCCAGGCCUCGAGUCAAGCCACCACCCCAGGAUGGUGCCUCACGCCUGGCAGCGGAAUGGGCCAAGUAUCGCAACUUUCUAACCUGUUGCCAUUCAAGUCGGCCGUGAAUUCUCCGUACAACUACCAGCCCGCUCAGCUGCAGGCCUCUCCAGGCGUGCAACCCUCUCUGCAGUUCUCGCAGCCGAGUAACCAGGUGCUACAUGUCGCACACGCCGCCCAGCCUACCAAGCGCAAGGCCGACGAGGCACAGCUAGAGGAGCCAGCCAUCUCCAAACGAGUUGCCACUGGCACACCAUCGCCUCUCGGCCUCGCCGGCUUCUAUCCCAUGCCCCCGGACAUGGUCCCUCUCAACUCUGUGUCCUCCCCCACUGCCGUGUCAUCUGGCAUCGGGGCCUCGGGCGCCGUAACCCGGGUUGACCAUAAUUCGUUCUUCCAUCUUUUGGCGGAGGGUGGGCAGUCGAGCGGACUCAGCAACAGCGAGGCGACAGGCGAGAAAAACCGGAGUGGAGCAAGCGACCGAGACCUGCCCGCCGCACCCGAUGCUGAGGCGAUUCUGGCUAAGUUUCUGCCCGAGGAUCUCGAAGCGAUGUGGGCUACUGUUGAGGAGGUGUUGGGAGCAGGACGCACAGUCCAUGCGGCCGGCGACUUGGAAGGUGGCGCCUCUCCUGCGAAGCACGACUCGUUGUUGUCCAGCGAGAGAGGAGGUGGCAACGUUGAGAAUGAGGAGGACGAGGGGGUAUUCGAGCCUCCUGCAGCGCCGUUCUGUCCGCUGUCGGACGAGCAGACUGGGGGGAUAAUGGCCCUGUUUCAGCCCGAGGAUCUCGACGCGAUGUGGUUGACUGUUGAGGAGAUGUUGGGAGCAGCACGAGCAGACCAUGGCGAGUAG